Messenger RNA from Drosophila innubila, 2625 nucleotides. RefSeq names its product nucleolar MIF4G domain-containing protein 1 homolog. The transcript has 2 exons. The record is from RefSeq and is a predicted model, not a curated record. NCBI's taxonomy places the organism in Eukaryota, Metazoa, Arthropoda, Insecta, Diptera, Drosophilidae. The coding region runs from base 1 to 2577 and encodes 858 amino acids. Gene Ontology annotation, cellular component: nucleolus. Gene Ontology annotation, biological process: ribosomal small subunit biogenesis. Gene Ontology annotation, molecular function: protein binding; RNA binding.
AUGGUGAAGCUGCAGAAAAAGACGACAAAGGCAGCUAAAAAAAAGCCUUUAAGUCGCAAGGAGCAGCGCAAGCUAAAGCAGGAGACAAAGAAGAGCAACAAAAGAAUUUAUCAUGCGGCCAAAACAGAUGGAGCACAGCGCGUAGCAGAGGCGGCAGCAGCGGCUGCGGCGACGCUAGCAGCGACAAGCAAAAACAAAAAGAAAAGGAAGAAGGCAAAGAAAUUGCCGGUAAAUCCAGAGGAAAUUCCAAGGGAAGAGCUGUUGGCGGGUGAAGUGGAUUCAAAUGACGACGAAUCUAUUGCCUCGGAUUUUAGCGAUGCUGAAGUCGAUGCACGACUUCCAGCUGGAAGUAAAGUAAGAACAUUUGAGCCACUAGCUAAGAUAACUGGAAAACAUGCCGGAAUACAGCGAGUGGGUGAAAUGGAAGCGCGAAGACGCGAGUUGCGACAGCAAAAGGAAUUGCUGAAUAAAUCACGCAAGCAGCGCAAGAAGCAACUGAAAAUCGAAAAUGAAGAGGAGGAUAAAGAAAUUGCCAAAUUGGAGAAGAAAUUGAAGCUAAACAAAACAAAAGAUAAAAAUCGUUUGGUGCGUAAAAUGUUCAAUGAUGGUUUGGAUUAUCUGCUUGACUUUGUGCUGGACGAUGACGAAGAGAAGCAAAAGUGGGAGGAGAAGCAGCGUAGAAAAAAGGAACUAAAGGAGCAGCAAGAGAAGGAAGAGGCGGGCAUGUGGAGUGAAGAAGAGGAUGAACCAAUGGACAUGCCAGAGGGAGAUGGAGAGAGUGAGAGCGAUCAAAAUGAGAAUGAAGAGGCAAUGGAACAUAGUGAAAUGGAGGAGGAGGAAGACGAUGAAGACGACAGCGAAAACGAGGAGGAGGCAAAGCCAUCAAAAUACAAGGAAGAUAUAUACGGACGUAAACGCGAUGCGGAGGGCAAUAUAGUGACCGAAGAUGUUGGUGAGGAUGAGGAGGACGAGGAUAAGAAAGAGGUCAAAGUGACCGGUCAAAAGUAUAUACCGCCACAUCAGCGUGCUCUGCUGGCAGCUGGACAAGAUUCGAAUGCCAAGCAAUCGGAGCAAUUGGCGAGAUUGCAAAAACAAUGCAAAGGUUUACUCAAUCGCCUGUCCGAAGCGAAUCUACACAAGAUAUCCACUAGCAUUGAGACGCUCUACAUGAAGAACUCCCGAUACAAUAUGAACGAAACGCUGACAAAGCUGCUGCAGGAAUCGCUCCUAGGCAGAACCCGCUCCAAUGAGCGCUUGGUGCAAGAACAUAUGGUCUUAUUGGCCUAUUUACAUGCACACAUUGGCAGUGAAAUUGGUGCACAUUUUCUGCAAACAUUUGUCGAGCAAUUUGAUGGUUAUUUAAAGGAGUUGAACCAACUUGAAGUGGAGGAUAAACGUCUAAAUAAUCUCAUUUUAUUACUCUGCUAUAUGUACAUGUUUAAGAUCUUUGAGCAGCGUUUAUUGCUGGAAUUAAUUGCACGUCUGGCAAACAGUUUGUGUGAAAAAACUGUCGAAUGUCUGUUGCUGAUCUUUCAAACGGUUGGAUUCCGCUUACGCAAAGAUGAUCCUUUGGCUUUUAAGCAGAUGAUGCAAAAUGUGCAAUCCCAAAUUGCUGCAGCACCGCUGGAACUCAAGGAGAACCCUCGCCUGCGUUUUAUGGUCGAUAUACUAAAUGCUGUUAAAAACAAUAAUAUUAACAAACUGCCACAAUAUGAUCCGGAACUGGCGGAAACGUUAAGGAAACGCCUCAAAGGCAUGUUAAGAAAUGAACGUUAUGUGGUUACACUAAAUAUAACAUUGGAGGAUUUAUUGCGUGCCGAUAAGCUGGGAAAAUGGUGGAUUGUUGGCUCUGCCUGGACGGGAAAUCUAGCCGAGAUGGGACAGGAACAAAAGAAGCAACAACAACAAAUCGGACAACAAAAAUAUUCGGAAAAACUUUUGGAACUCGCCAAGAAACAACAUAUGAACACCGAAGAAAGGCGAAAUAUUUUCUGCAUCAUUAUGAGCGCUGCAGAUUAUGUGGAUGCCUUCGAGAAGAUACUACACUUGUCCUUAAAGGAUCAGCGUACCGUAGCCUAUGUGAUUAUACACUGUGCUCUGAACGAACGUCGAUUGAAUCCUUACUAUGCUCAUUUGGCACUCAAAUUCUGUCAAUAUAAUCGCAAAUUUCAGCUGGCUUUCCAAUUUGCCAGCUGGGAUCGCAUUAAUGAUAUUGAAACCUUGUCCAAAGCUCAGAUACGCAACUUGGCUGGGUUUCUACAGCAGUUGAUACUCUCGACGGGUCUGCAGUUGUCCGUACUCAAGGUGGUUGACUUUAUGCAGCUGCAUAAGUUGAGUUUCUAUUUUAUGCGUGAGAUUAUGCUCCGUCUACUGCUCUCCGGAGAUGAGGGUCAGGUUUAUCAGGCCUUUGAGCGUAUUGCCAAAAAUUCGAAACUUCAGCAGUUUAAACAAAGCAUUCGUUUGUUUAUGCAGCACUUUAUGCUGGAAAAAUUGGAGGAUCACAAGGAGGAGGAACAACAUUUGCUGAAACAGCGCAUUGAGUAUCUAGAUAAGAUGUUGGCUUAUGUCGAUUUGUAAAUACACUAUCAUAAAAUGUAAAUACAGUUCGUUUUCUUACAAAUUUAC